AUGACUCACGACGAUACUCACUGCACUGUCUCCCUUGAAGGUGGUCGAGAAACUUUUACGGUUGAGAAAAAGUACAAGAUUAUACGCAGGGUCGGAUCGGGAUCGUAUGGAACAGUUUGCAGUGCCAUUGAGCUCGCCACCAAUGACGUGGUUGCCAUCAAAAAGUGCUUUCGAAUAUUUGAUAAGAAGCUUAUCACCAAGCGGUGUCUACGCGAGAUAAAGUUGCUACAGCAUUUCAACGGCCAUCCACGCAUCAUCAAUCUACGUGCUCUUGAUAUCGUCGAUUACCAUGAUUUUAAUGAGGUGUACUUGAUUCAAGAUUGCUGCGAUACGACCAUGGCAGAUAUCAUUCAUUCACGACAACGAUUGGAACCCGUGCAUUAUCAAUGGUUCAUGUAUCAACUCUUUUCAGGUCUUAAAUAUAUCCACAGUGCCAAUGUACUGCAUCGAGAUUUGAAACCAGCCAACAUCUUAGUAAACGAGAAUUGUGAUAUACGGAUUUGCGACUUUGGUAUGGCGCGUGGCUAUUCUUCACAAUCCUCACAGUUGGAAGCCAUGAAUAUGACACAUUACGUCGUGACACGUUGGUAUCGAGCUCCAGAAGUCAUGCUAAGCCCAAAUACAUACGACAAAGCAAUUGACAUGUGGUCUGUGGGAUGUAUUUUUGCCGAGCUAUUGGGACGCAAGGUGCUAUUCAAGGGAACGGAUUACGUUGACCAGUUGCACAAGAUUGUGGGGAUUUUGGGGCUACCGGAGGAUACAUCUUUUUGGGACAAGAACGCAUCUGAAUUUGUGAUUGAAUAUAUCAAGAACCUUCGAGAUGGCGAUGGCUUACCACCACCCAAGGAACCCAUCGACUUUGGAUCUUUGUUCCCUGAUUGCCCAUUGGAAGGAAUUGAUUUACUCAAGAAUCUAUUGCAUCUCAACCCAGGAUUACGCAUCACGCCUGAUGAAGCACUUGCACAUCCCUUUGUGGAACAGAUGCGGGAUCCAGCUGAUGAAGUGGAUUGUCCAGAGACAUUUGAUUUUGAAAGUUUCGAAUAUUUACAAGAAGAAGAGGCGCUACGACGGAGUAUUAUACAUGAAGUAAUGCAUUCCAAGGGGCUCCUCAAAGGAAGAAAUCGACGAUUACUCAGCGUUGAACCUAUCGAUACCGACAUGGAUUCAUCCAACAAACGACCCAGACGACGCUAUACUGGCAGCUCUAUCUCAACACCUCAUUCAGCAUCUGCAACAGAAGCACAUCAACAUGCUAUGGCAGCUGUACAACAAGGUCGUGAAAUCACUGUGCAGGACACGGAAAUGAAUGAGGAGGGUAGCAGUAGUGGUGGCGGCAUGAUAACGGAUCGAUUUGUCGGUGAACCAGAAGACAUGGAUGAAGAAGACUUUAAGCUUAUGGAUAGCGAUGACAGUAUACGCGUUGAAUAUCGUCGUCGUCUCGUAGGCCCAUCAGGUGCAGAUGUUCAAGCUCUGGAACGCCAUCUUAGUAGGGAUUGGUAG
Molecule: messenger RNA, 1500 nt
Organism: Lichtheimia ornata
Lineage: Eukaryota; Fungi; Mucoromycota; Mucoromycetes; Mucorales; Lichtheimiaceae
Exons: 5
Coding region: 1-1500 (499 amino acids)
Biological process (GO): intracellular signal transduction; protein phosphorylation
Cellular component (GO): cytoplasm; nucleus
Molecular function (GO): MAP kinase activity; ATP binding
Source: RefSeq, a predicted model, not a curated record